Kockovaella imperatae is the source of this 1614-nucleotide messenger RNA. RefSeq lists its product as hypothetical. The transcript is spliced from 6 exons. The record is from RefSeq and is a predicted model, not a curated record. Gene Ontology annotation, biological process: regulation of intracellular signal transduction; cellular response to L-arginine. The coding region runs from base 1 to 1614 and encodes 537 amino acids. Lineage: Eukaryota; Fungi; Basidiomycota; Tremellomycetes; Tremellales; Cuniculitremaceae. Gene Ontology annotation, cellular component: cytosol.
AUGCCCGCCAUCACAAUAGUUGCCCUACAAGACCCUAUCGCCAUUGUGCAUAUACCUAUCAUACAUGCUGAUACUCAAUCGACGAGAUUGUAUUGGACCUUAGAACAUGCCGGAGAGGGAUCCAGCGAGUUUUUCAACAUUACAUCGAACUGUCUUGAGAUCGCGAUCUUCGCCUCUGUAGACCUUGUCAACGCCCAUUGGAUCGACUCAUCCCUUGACAACGGGAUCAUGAUCAGUCAAUCGACAUGGCGGGCGUUUGAAAUAUUUUCAGGCGAUCAAGAUGAGAACGGGAAUUACGACUCGCCUCAUCUUCGUCACGUCAGCGCCCCUUUAGCUAAAGCUGGUAUCACGAUUCUUUACCAAUCCAGCUACUUUACCGAUUUCCUCUUGGUCAAAGAGGCUGACUUUGACAAGGCAUCGGCAAUCUUUGCAGGGCAUGGAUGGCAUGUAGAUGGAGGAGAUUACACGACACUUCCUUCUCGGCGUCGAUCGCAGUUGCUCUCGCCAACCUCCCCCUCUUUGGACCAUACACCCUCACCGUCAAUCCCAUCUGCCAACGUCUUGGACCAGACUGUCGCUUCUCCGCCUGAGAUCACGGUGCUUGCUUCUCCUCUAGCUUGCAUUGGGUUCUCGAGGCUGGCAGAACAGAGCACAUUUGAGAAAAUACGUCAGCUCAUCGUUUGGCCCAGACGCGCAGAGAUCAACUGGAAGAGACGGUCACUUACAUUAUAUUCUGAUCUCCUUACUCCGCUCUCAAGUCUCCCUCCAACCCCACGAACGGGCAAGUUCGAAGAUUCCGACAUGACUCAGUCCGCUGCAGCGGGUCACGGCUUUCAUGAUCAAGCUCAACGACAGACUCGGCCUUUUCUCUCGUAUACCCGGACGACGGAUGGAUCAAGCUUGAUCUCAAGUGUUCAAGUCCUUCGCGACAUGUUUGGAAGUCAUACAGAAGGAGAGGUGCUUGAACUUGACGAUCAAGUAUAUUAUGGCAAUGGCGAUCUCUUCGAUAGCGGUAGUGAAGUGUCUGCGAGAUCAGAAGCGGAGAGCGAAGCAUCGGACGGAGAGCAAGAUGUCGGAGGGCGUCUUCCCGACCGAUCUAGACCCAUCUCUUUUCCACUCACUCCCGACGAAUCCCCAAAUUUGGAAACGGAUAUAGGGAAUGAUGCUGUUAGACAGUGGGGUCGUCCUGAUGGAGAGAGCGACACCGACAAUGUCGAAGAGACAAAAGUCCGACCACGACGAUCAGCUGGGAACCGAGUGAGCUGGGUCGAUUCUUCUAUUGUUGCUGGUACAUCAUCCAUCCUGUCCGCAAAUACAGCGGCUGGUGACGAUAGAGCUACUCCGGCAUCCGACUCGAAUGUCAAGAGAAGAGGGCGUAAACGAUGCCUACAGCUCGAUCUCACAGGAGUGGCAGAUGCGGAUGACGUACAAGACCAAGGCGUGUACCACAUGGACAAAUCUGGACUCGUCACUCUCUUCUCCAAUCUCCUCAACGCCGCCAAUAUCCGAAUGCUCUAUUCAUCCACAUUUCACACUGCCAAUAUCCUUGUAGACGCUACGGAUGUCAAGCGAGCAAAGCAGUUAUUGGGCGGUGGUGAUCCAAUUAGGAGAUGA